CACGAUGGUGAAACUGCACACAAAUGAAUACGGCUUCAAAUUCGAAAAUGGUUUGUGUAUUUAAUGUAAAAUAUUAUCCAUUCUCCGCCUCAAAAGUUUUGAAAGUGGGUGUCCGAUGGCCGGGGCAGGCUGGUGUGGCUGAAUGAAUGAAGACACCGGACGCGGUUUUGUAGCAUCGGGACCGUGUCAGACCAUUUGCGCUCAUGAUUUUGCUACUUUUCUUGCAUUUGGUCUGUAUUCGGACUGCAAAUGCCGACUUCUUCAAUUUUGAUAGCAUUUCUAAUGUUUCCACUUAUUAUUUCAAUUAUUUUUAUUGCAAUAUAUGGGAGGGGGAGUGUCAGCCAAAUCAAGAUGAUGCUACACAGCAAGUGCCAUCCAGGGACCUGUGGGCAAGUUUCCCUCAGGACUACAUCAACCUGCUCCAUCAGUGGUAUUGUAGCUUGGGGCAGUGCUGUGAAUCUGGAGACUGCAGGAUAACUAAUAAUGUCACCGGUUUAUCUAGGGACCUUCAAAGUAAACUCCAUGGACAACAUCUGGCACAGUCAGUGGUUCUUAAAGCCAUCCAAGGAUUUAUCAACAAUCCAGACUCCAACAAGCCACUCACUCUUUCAUUCCAUGGCUGGUCUGGUACAGGCAAGAACUUUGUGGCUAGAAUGAUCGCAGACAACCUGUAUCGGGAUGGGGUGAAGAGUGAGUGUGUCCGACUGUUCAUCGCCCCAUUCCACUUCCCCCAUGCCAGACUCGUGGACACGUACAAGGGCCAACUGCGAGAGGCGAUAAGAGACAUGGUGCUCCGCUGCCCUCAGACUUUGUUUAUCUUUGAUGAGGCAGAGAAACUUCAUCCUGGGUUGAUUGAUGCUAUUAAACCGUUUAUGGAUCAUUAUGACAAUGUGGAUGGUGUGAGCUACCGCAGAGCUAUCUUCCUCUUUCUCAGUAAUAUUGGUGGUGCAGCAAUAAAUGAUGUUGCUCUGGACUUUUGGCAUUCUGGACAAAAUCGAGAAGACAUUGGGAUGGAAGACCUGGAGCACCGGCUUCGAGCUGAAACAAUCGAGUCUGAAGGUGGUUUUGCCCAAAGCGAGCUAAUGUCAGGACAUUUGAUUGACUUCUAUGUGCCAUUCCUUCCUUUGGAGUAUCGCCACGUCAAGCUUUGUGCAAGGGACGCCUUUACAGCUCGAGGCCUUGAAGCCGAUGAAGACACACUGGAUGAAGUUGCUAAAGCCAUGUUAUAUGUACCAAAGGAAGAGAGACUUUUUUCAGCACAAGGUUGCAAAUCUAUACCACAGCGAAUCAACUUUUUCCUACCAUAGAAAAAUACAUGGUAUUAAAAAGCUGGAAGGAGACUUACCUGCUGUCAAAGGAAGGCAUGUCUUCUUGAGUUGAGCAUUAUAUAAUACCUCUAUGGCACAACUGGUGUCUACAAUUCAGGUCCUACUAAGAGUGGAAUACACACAGUAUGUGUGUGAACAAGAUAAACACUUAUAAUGAGUGUAUGCAAAAUAUCCUUUGAGGAGUAGGCCUAGUCAGAAAGAAAGACGGAGCAGAGCGCAGGUUUUGGAAGGAGAAUUUUGGAUUGCUUUUGUAUUGUCACAUUAUUGCUCUUUAUUUUAUUUCUUUGUUCAUUGCUUUUUAAAUUAAAUAUUAUAAUACACAAACCAAUGCAAUUACAUUGUAAUUAUUUAUAUUGUGUGUAAAAUAUUUGUCAUUAUUUAAAGGUUCUAAGGACAUACUGGAAACUUCAUGACCCAAGAUGGGCUUAGAUGCGUUCAACCACUGUCGAUUAUUUUGAUUAUUUUUAUUUUGUUUGGAGACUUUAUUGUCCACAUACGGAACUUUUCUUGUCAUACAGACUACAGCAUGUUACACAGCUUUGUUUUCAGUUGAUAUAUUUGUACCAUGU
This is a messenger RNA of Periophthalmus magnuspinnatus, 1897 nucleotides long. RefSeq names its product torsin family 3, member A (gene tor3a). The coding region runs from base 204 to 1307 and encodes 367 amino acids. NCBI's taxonomy places the organism in Eukaryota, Metazoa, Chordata, Actinopteri, Gobiiformes, Gobiidae. The transcript is spliced from 6 exons. The record is from RefSeq and is a predicted model, not a curated record. Gene Ontology annotation, molecular function: ATP hydrolysis activity; ATP binding. Gene Ontology annotation, cellular component: nuclear envelope; endoplasmic reticulum lumen.